Messenger RNA from Musa acuminata AAA Group (dessert banana), 2764 nucleotides. RefSeq names its product ethylene-responsive transcription factor ERF098. The record is from RefSeq and is a predicted model, not a curated record. Bases 2147 to 2530 code for a protein of 127 amino acids. Gene Ontology annotation, molecular function: DNA binding; DNA-binding transcription factor activity. Gene Ontology annotation, biological process: ethylene-activated signaling pathway; regulation of DNA-templated transcription. The transcript has 3 exons. NCBI's taxonomy places the organism in Eukaryota, Viridiplantae, Streptophyta, Magnoliopsida, Zingiberales, Musaceae.
UGCACUCAUUUUUAUGGGUUCGUAAAACUAUGGGCGUCUCGUCUCCUUUCCCCUCCUCGCGCGCUGCGGAGGCGCCGUCUGGAGCUAGGAGGCAUGCCUCGAUCCCGGUGACAAGCGGCUUGCUUGGCUAACCUAGUUGUUGACUCGUUUCCGUCGGGUGCGACGUCCACGGGUGAACCCCUGGCCUUCGGCAUCGGGGACUCCAUUGGGCUCGCCAGGUUCAACGACAGCUACCUUGACCGAAGGUUCCGGCCGCGGAUCUGAUGACGGACAGAUGACUUAUGCUGCAGCUCUCCAACCAAGCCGGUGACGGACAGGCGGGUUGAGGCUUUGGUCAAAACUCGGGCGGUUUGUCUGGGUUUUAGGGUUUCGAUUUUGGAGCAUCCAAUCGGGAGGCGCCGGUGAGUGAGUGGCAAUGGGUUGCCGUCCGUUCUUUAAUGUGACAAGGGAUAUAUCUCGCGGUGUUCAUGGGAAGUGGCGCCUCUUCAAGGGUUGCAUACAUGGAGAUAAUAGCAUCACUGUACAGUGAACGACUUUGAGACUGCUAUAUGUUUGCUGGGGAGGGGAUGAAUCACGCCAUGAUAAAUGGGAUACAUAUAUCUCAACGAUGAUGGGGAUGUCACUUCUCUUCGAUGAAAUGGUUGAUCAGGCUAAUCUUUGUUUGGAAAUAGCGGCCGAGAGAAUCAAGAAAAGCACUCUUGUGGUUGGAUAUAUCUAUGAUAAUCUGGGAGCAAACUACAUGGAGACGAAUUGGCUGCAAUCAAGUGUACAGAUGCUUUUAGUUGAAAGGAUAUCACGGAUGUGUAAUUGGCCAUAUCGUGUUCUGCUGAGAUGUAUCAGAGCCUUGCUAUAGAGGUUGCAGAUCUGCUGAGCUAUUAAGGACUCACUUUGCAAAGUUGUGUCGACGCCAGUAUUCCUAUCUUGUGAUGAUUUUACAGCAAUCAAUCAUCAGAGAAAUCCAUCUGCUGCAGCCUACAGGGACGAACAUCUAGUGGCUCCUGGGAGUAUCAGCACCCAUCACGACAGAGAGACAGAUGACAACGCGCCAUCUCAACCUUCACAUAUAUGAGUUGAUCCAGUAAUCUGAGUCUUGUGGAUCUCAUGGUAUUUUCAUCGUAGAAAUAUAUCUCUCUACAUACACGUGAAAGAAUUGGUAUAUUCAGAGCAUAAUGAACAGAAUUCUUUCAUGCCACUCAUAGAUGAAUCAGAUAAUGCCCUUUUUCUUUGUAGUAGACGUAAUCCAUCCUUUGUCCAUUGUUCAGUUCAUGGAUAUGGUUUUGCAUACCGGUGACUGUGGUUCUUGUUUGAUGGGACCAGGUAAUCUAAUUCACCAGAUGUCUUAAUAUUCUCUUACCAGGGACCAGAGAAGAUGCUGCUCACCAGGUACGUUCUCUCACCCCAUGGGCUGCUCGAAUCCUUGUCCAUGAUCGAGCAUAUGAGCUUUUAGCCAUAUCCAAUUUAUACACUUGAUUUGGCAAGAUAAGAAUGCCUUCUUUUCUUCUUCUUUUGUUGCAAGCUUCAUCAGGGGAAAUGGAGCAUGAAUCCGUCAACGUGUGAGCUCAUUGGUGGGGCGGCUGCGAGCUUUCCGUCUCCCCUCUGAUCGACAAAGGCCAACCAAUCCACUUCGAUCCCACCCACCUGGUCGCGUUCACAACGGUACAGAGCUCAACUCCUGGAACAAGAGAGCCAACAAACCUGGAGCAUCAAUUCUCUUUCCAGCCACUGGUUUCUUAGCGAGACACGAAAAGAACAGAUUGGCGCCUGGACGCCACAAGUUCCAUCAACCACUGUGCAUGUACAACGCAUAGCCAAUACCCACCACGAUGUUGAAGAAGAGCACGAGGGUCAAAUCCGAGGAUUAAAUUACACACGCCUCCCUUUUGUGGCACUUUUAAAUGAGAAGGAAUACGACCCUUCCGAAGCCAUCGCUCCGACUGAUCUACAUGCAUCGAACCCAGAAUCGAAUCCAUCCCCCCUCCUACAACCGUCGAUUUGCAUGUCGUAGAAUUUGGACCGUCUGAUUUCGAUUCGAUGCUGCCGCAGUUGGAGAGGAUCCGACAUUCUUCCUCUGGACCCACCGCUUCCCUCCAAGUCUAAGGCCCCCUGGCAACCCAAAGCCGCCUUCCACUGUGAGCUGCCCACCCGCAUGGGAGGAGGCGGAGAGCGGAAGGAGGGCGACGAGGCCAAGUACCGCGGCGUCCGACGCCGGCCGUGGGGGAAGUAUGCGGCGGAGAUCCGUGACCCCAGUCGGCACGGCGCCCGCGUCUGGCUCGGCACCUUCGGCACCGCCGAGGAGGCCGCCCGUGCCUACGACAAGGCCGCCUUCCAGAUGAGGGGCGCCCUCGCCGUGCUCAACUUCCCCGACGAGGUCGUCCAUUAUCGCGGCGGCGCAACCUCCUCCUCCUCCUCCUCGUCGGCCACGGGCCGACCUCGCAGGAGCGCCACCACCGGGAAGCAGGUGAUCGAACUGGAGUGCUUGGACGACAAGGUGUUGGACGAGCUUCUGCAGUCGAGUGAAGGCUUCAAGUAAACGCUGUGCAACUAUCGAGUCCAUUAAAGAGUCUAAUCUUAAGCUUCUUCGUAGUAGAAAGCUUCUUGUGUUACAUAAAUGCUCAAGAUUUGAUGACAAUAAGAAAGAGUGAGAUGCGGUAGCUUUUUGGAUCCAAUAACUCGGCCGAGAUGUUCUCUCUCGAGGCCAACUGGUCGAAGUUACUGUAUUUGACCUUCAUGAGAAGGAAGAUAGCAUUGACUUCUUAUGUCUGCA